Molecule: messenger RNA, 2045 nt
Organism: Carica papaya (papaya)
Lineage: Eukaryota; Viridiplantae; Streptophyta; Magnoliopsida; Brassicales; Caricaceae
Source: RefSeq, a predicted model, not a curated record
GAUAGGGAGGAGGAAUUGGAGAGUAGGGACAGAGAUAGAGUUAGUGGCCACAGCAAGGAAAGAGAGAGGGAUAGGGAGAUUCGAAAUGAUAGAAAUAGAGAUAAAGGCAUAGAUAUUGAUAGCAAUGGGAAAAAGUAUAAAAAUCUUGACGAUGAUGCUGGUGAGCAUGGUAGGUAUAAACAUCCUGCAAACUCAAGAUUUGUUGAAGCAGAAAACUAUCAGAAAAGAAUGAGGAAAGAUGGUCUUCGAAAGUCUUUGCAAGGGAAUGGGGAUAAACUGAAAAGAGAUGAGGCUGAGCAAGCUGAUUUCGAGGAAAGCAUAUCUUUGAAACUUGCUGAACAGGAAGAGGAAGACCUCGAAAGAAUCAAGGAGGAAAGUAGAAAACGAAGGCAAGCCAUCCUAGAAAAAUACAAGCAUCAGCAGUCACAGCAGCAAAAUGAGUCUUCGGCAGAGGAAAAGGAGAAAGAUCAAGGAUUGGAAGGUAAUCCCGUUCAGACAAUACAUGCCCCUACUGAUGCCCCUGGUACUCUGGAUGGUAAAAAUGAUAGUGUGGACAUAAAUGUUUCUGGUCCUUUAUUAACUGUUGGGAAAUCACCCUCACAAGAUGGAAUUGCUACCUUGGAGACAACUUCUAGGGCUGCAGGGCUUGGAGAGGGCACACCAAAGAGUGAGAGAUCAGAUGACAUGUUCUGCGAUGAUAUAUUUGGAGAAUCACCAGCCGGCGUUCGAAAGUUGGGUAAAGGAGAUGGUCUACCAAUUGUGAGGAGUGGUCUUCAUGACAAUUGGGAUGAUGCAGAGGGUUACUAUAGCUAUCGAUUUGGUGAACUGCUUGAUGGUCGAUAUGAAGUUGCUGCUGCUCAUGGCAAAGGUGUCUUCUCCACUGUAGUACGCGCCAAGGAUCUGAAAGCUGCUAAUGGUGAACCUGACGAGGUGGCUAUAAAAAUUAUACGUAAUAAUGAAACAAUGCACAAGGCUGGUCAGUCAGAGGUUCAGAUAUUAAAGAAGCUUGCUGGUGCAGACCCAGAGAACAAGCGACAUUGUGUUCGUUUUCUUUCAAGUUUCAAGUACAGGAAUCAUCUUUGUUUAGUUUUUGAAUCUCUUCACAUGAAUCUGCGGGAGGUUUUGAAGAAAUUUGGUCGCAACAUCGGUCUGAAAUUAACAGCUGUGAGAGCAUAUGCAAAACAACUUUUUAUUGCCCUUAAGCAUCUGAAAAAUUGUGGUGUUCUUCAUUGUGAUAUAAAGCCAGAUAACAUGCUGGUCAAUGAAGCAAAAAAUGUUUUGAAGCUUUGUGAUUUUGGUAACGCCAUGUUUGCUGGAAAAAAUGAAAUUACACCUUAUCUUGUGAGCCGCUUCUAUCGUGCUCCAGAAAUAAUUCUUGGUCUCUCUUAUGAUCAUCCAAUGGAUAUGUGGUCUGUUGGCUGCUGUUUGUAUGAGCUUUAUACUGGGAAAGUUCUCUUCCCUGGUCCAACAAACAAUGACAUGCUACGCCUUCAUAUGGAAUUAAAAGGUCCUUUCCCAAAGAAGAUGCUUCGCAAAGGGGCAUUUAGUGAUCAGCAUUUUGAUCAAGAUCUGAAUUUUCAUGCUACAGAAGACGACCCUGUUACCAAAAAGACCAUAAAGAGGAUAAUUAUUAACAUAAAGCCAAAAGAUAUUGGAUCAAUUAUUGUGGGUUCUCCAGGCGAGGAUCCCAAGAUGUUAGCCAAUUUCAAAGAUAUUCUAGAAAAAAUAUUUGUCUUGGAUCCAGAGAAGAGAAUGACAGUGUCACAAGCAUUAUCGCAUCCAUUCAUCACGGGCAAAGCUCUCGAUACAGUUUUUGGCAUGGUUCAAGUGAAGGGGUGAUGUUUGGUCAGAAGUACUCUUUACUGGCGAUUGUUUCAGUGGAAUGUACUGUUUCUAUUGUAAGACAACUCGCCAAAGGCGUUUCUAUUAAUUUUUCUCCUGUAACUUUUCCUGGUUAUGGCCAUAGGCAAAAUUAUCGUAUCUUUUCUCAUUGCUGUUCUGAGAAAAUUAACAAGGACAGAAACUUACAAUUUUUACGAGUUUUA